Carcharodon carcharias (great white shark) is the source of this 1383-nucleotide messenger RNA. RefSeq names its product olfactomedin-4-like. The transcript has 6 exons. Gene Ontology annotation, biological process: signal transduction. The record is from RefSeq and is a predicted model, not a curated record. Lineage: Eukaryota; Metazoa; Chordata; Chondrichthyes; Lamniformes; Lamnidae. Bases 1 to 1383 code for a protein of 460 amino acids.
AUGCAGCAAGGCAAUGUUAUUGGAGAUGGACAGUGCAUGUGUAAAGUUUUCCUGCCCAAUACAACAUUCCCAGCUGAAAAAGUCAAAAAUUUGCAACUGGCCUACCAAAACCUCUCAGAAACAUACGAGAGCGUGCUUAUUCAGUAUGAAGACAAAUUGGUGAAUCUGACUGAGCAGCUCAAAGCAAUGGAGAACAUUGAAGACACUUUCACCAAGCUCAACUUUGAGCUUCUGCAUGCGGAACUGAAAGAGAUGGAACGUCUCAUCGCCGAGCUAAUGCAGUCGGUUCAGGGAGACAGUCAUGUGUUCGAAACUCUGUUUGAGGAAGGUCUCCGGUGCCUAUCCUUCUGGCAGCAGUCAGUGGCCCUGCUGAGCACAAGAGUUGCCGGCAUCUUCGUAAGCAAGACUUCCACCUUGAUUCUAUCUAUCUUUUCUCCUAACUGGGCCUUGAUUCCAGGAGAAGGCCCGCCACUGGCCUUGCGACUUCCUGAUUGGCUUCUGGUUUGCCAGGCCUUCCCGAAAAGAAGCAGUGCGGUUUGCCAGGUCACCAGCCAGCAGAUUCAAAACACUUCUGCCAUCACCAACCAGCUGGAACACUAUAAGAACAAUGUGCUCCUAAUGCGGCGUGAAAUUCAGGAACUGCAACAGCAUCCAGAGGAAUGUCAGAAACUUCAAAAUGGAUCCCAGGGUGGAGAUUUUGGAUCUUGUGAACAUGGAGGAAUUGCAAACAUGAGCAAACCAUUUGUCAUGCAAAGAAUCUACCAAGGAUCCUAUCGAUAUGGCGCAUGGGGGAAAGACCCUAAUCCGGCCCCUGGCAGAAAGAACAUGUAUUGGGUCACUUCCCAGAAUGGAUUUCUGAUAAUGGACCAGUAUCUACUUUACUCAGACUACACACAUUUAGUUCUCGGAGAGUCUUUUCAGUCUCCUGCAAUAGUUCAGUUAGAAGAUGCAGUCACUGGAAAUAGAUUCUCAUACAGCUCUUCUGACGAUCAAAUUCUUGACUUUUCCGUUGAUGAAAAUGGGCUGUGGGUGAUAUAUGCCACUGUAAAAGGCAAAGGCAACAUUGUAAUGAAUAAAAUCAAUGAAGAAUCCUUUACUGUGGAGGCCACUUGGGAGACCAAUCAGUUCAAAAGGGCAGCCAGCAGUGCCUUCACGCUCUGUGGAGUUCUCUGCGUGACACGGACAUUGACAACUCAAAUGGAAGAGAUAUUUUACACUUUCAAUACAAAGACAGGAAAGGACAGUUUUAUCAACAUCCCUUUUGAAAAGAAGUCUGAAAAUAUCAUAUGUCUCCACUACAAUCCUUCAAAUCACAAACUGUACAUAUUCAAUGAUGGCUACAUGAUCUUUUAUAACCUUGAGUUCAAACCUAAAGAGCCUUAA